This is a messenger RNA of Psammomys obesus (fat sand rat), 5651 nucleotides long. RefSeq names its product TRAF2 and NCK interacting kinase (gene Tnik). The transcript has 22 exons. Lineage: Eukaryota; Metazoa; Chordata; Mammalia; Rodentia; Muridae. The coding region runs from base 1 to 3000 and encodes 999 amino acids. The record is from RefSeq and is a predicted model, not a curated record.
AUGCCCCUGCAGUUUCUACUGUCCAGAGAUGGGGAAUGCUACAACCCCUACAUGAAAAGCACCAGCUCCUUAGCUCAGUUCUCAGGUCUCCUAGCCAGUUCCUUUUCUGAAAGUGGAAUGAAGAAUCAGAAUAAUUUGCAACAAAGGCGAGAAAAGGAGCUUCGGAAGCAGCAGGAGAGGGAACAGCGCCGGCACUAUGAAGAGCAGAUGCGCCGGGAGGAGGAGAGGAGGCGCGCAGAGCAUGAGCAGGAAUACAUCAGGCGACAGUUAGAGGAAGAGCAAAGACAGUUAGAGAUCUUGCAGCAGCAGCUACUGCAUGAACAAGCUCUACUUCUGGAAUAUAAGCGCAAACAGCUGGAGGAGCAGAGACAAGCAGAAAGACUGCAGAGGCAGCUGAAGCAAGAGAGAGACUACCUGGUUUCCCUCCAACAUCAGCGGCAGGAGCAGAGGCCCUUGGAGAAGAAGCCGCUGUACCAUUACAAGGAGGGCAUGAGUCCCAGUGAGAAGCCUGCAUGGGCCAAAGAGGUAGAAGAACGAUCAAGACUCAACCGACAGAGUUCACCUGCCAUGCCUCACAAGGUUGCCAACAGGAUCUCUGACCCCAACCUGCCCCCAAGAUCAGAGUCCUUCAGCAUUAGUGGGGUUCAGCCUGCUCGGACACCCCCGAUGCUCAGACCUGUUGAUCCCCAGAUCCCGCAGCUGGUCGCUGUGAAAUCCCAGGGACCAGCCCUGACUGCCUCCCAGUCGGUGCACGAGCAACCCACAAAGGGCCUGUCUGGCUUCCAGGAGGCUCUGAAUGUGACCUCUCACCGGGUAGAGAUGCCACGCCAGAACUCGGAUCCCACCUCGGAAAACCCUCCUCUCCCCACUCGCAUUGAGAAGUUUGACCGAAGCUCUUGGUUACGACAGGAAGAAGACAUUCCACCAAAGGUGCCUCAAAGAACAACUUCUAUAUCCCCAGCACUAGCCAGAAAGAAUUCCCCUGGGAAUGGCAGUGCUCUGGGCCCUAGACUUGGAUCUCAACCUAUCAGAGCAAGCAACCCUGAUCUCCGCAGAACAGAGCCCGUCCUGGAGAGCCCCUUGCAGAGGACCAGCAGUGGCAGUUCCUCCAGCUCCAGCACUCCCAGCUCCCAACCCAGCUCCCAAGGAGGCUCUCAGCCUGGGUCACAAGCCGGAUCCAGCGAGCGAACCAGAGUUCGGGCCAACAGUAAGUCAGAAGGAUCGCCUGUGCUGUCCCAUGAGCCUUCCAAGGUGAAACCAGAAGAAUCCAGAGACAUCACGCGGCCCAGUAGGCCAGCUAGCUAUAAGAAAGCUAUAGAUGAGGAUCUGACGGCAUUAGCCAAAGAAUUAAGAGAACUCCGGAUUGAAGAAACAAAUCGCCCACUGAAGAAAGUGACGGAUUACUCUUCCUCCAGUGAGGAGUCGGAGAGUAGCGAGGAAGAAGAGGAAGAUGGCGAGAGUGAGACACAUGAUGGGACAGUGGCUGUCAGUGACAUCCCCAGACUAAUACCUACAGGUGCUCCAGGAAGCAAUGAGCAGUACAACAUGGGAAUGGUAGGGACGCACGGGCUGGAGGCUCCUCAUGCGGACACCUUCGGCAGCAGUAUUUCAAGAGAAGGAACCUUGAUGAUCAGAGAGACAACUGAAGAGAAGAAACGAUCUGGCCACACUGACAGCAAUGGCUUCGCCGGUCACAUCAAUCUCCCAGACCUUGUGCAGCAGAGCCACUCGCCAGCUGGGACUCCCACCGAGGGACUGGGGCGUGUCUCCACCCACCCCCAGGAGAUGGACACGGGGGCUGAAUAUGGCAUGGGAAGCAGCACCAAAGCCUCCUUUACCCCCUUCGUGGACCCCAGAGUGUACCAGACAUCCCCCACUGAUGAAGAUGAAGAGGAUGACGAGUCAUCCGCUGCUGCUCUGUUUACUAGCGAACUUCUUAGGCAAGAACAGGCCAAACUCAAUGAAGCAAGGAAGAUUUCAGUGGUAAAUGUGAACCCAACAAACAUUCGCCCUCAUAGUGACACACCAGAAAUCAGAAAAUACAAGAAACGCUUCAACUCAGAAAUACUUUGUGCAGCUCUGUGGGGUGUAAACCUUCUGGUGGGAACCGAAAACGGCCUGAUGCUUUUGGACAGAAGUGGCCAAGGCAAAGUCUACAACCUAAUCAACCGGAGGCGAUUUCAGCAGAUGGAUGUGCUGGAAGGACUAAAUGUUCUUGUGACGAUAUCAGGAAAGAAGAAUAAGCUCCGUGUUUACUAUCUUUCAUGGUUAAGAAACAGAAUACUGCACAAUGACCCGGAAGUGGAAAAGAAGCAGGGCUGGGUCACCGUUGGGGACUUGGAAGGCUGCAUCCAUUACAAAGUUGUUAAAUAUGAAAGGAUCAAGUUCUUGGUGAUUGCCUUAAAGAAUGCAGUAGAGAUAUAUGCGUGGGCCCCUAAACCUUAUCACAAGUUCAUGGCAUUUAAGUCUUUUGCAGAUCUACAGCAUAAGCCUCUGCUUGUUGAUCUCACGGUAGAAGAAGGUCAAAGGUUAAAGGUCAUUUUUGGCUCACACACUGGUUUCCAUGUAAUUGAUGUUGAUUCUGGAAACUCCUAUGAUAUCUAUAUACCAUCCCAUAUUCAGGGCAAUAUCACUCCCCAUGCUAUUGUCAUCUUGCCUAAAACGGAUGGAAUGGAAAUGCUUGUGUGCUAUGAGGAUGAGGGGGUGUAUGUGAACACCUACGGCCGGAUCACUAAGGAUGUGGUGCUCCAAUGGGGAGAAAUGCCCACAUCUGUGGCCUACAUUCAUUCCAAUCAGAUAAUGGGCUGGGGCGAGAAAGCUAUUGAGAUCCGGUCAGUGGAAACAGGACAUUUGGAUGGAGUAUUUAUGCAUAAGCGAGCUCAAAGGUUAAAGUUUCUAUGUGAAAGAAAUGAUAAGGUAUUUUUUGCAUCCGUGCGAUCUGGAGGAAGUAGCCAAGUGUUUUUCAUGACCCUCAACAGAAAUUCCAUGAUGAACUGGUAACAGAAGAGCACUUGGCACUUAUCUUCAUGGCGUUAUUUCUAUUGUAAAAGAACAUAACUCAUGUGGACGUAUGCCAGUCUAGAGGCAGAAUCAGAAGGCCUGGUUGAACAUACCGCUUUCCCCGUUUCCUCUCCCUCCAUCUCUCCCAAUAUGGUCCUUCUUUCAGUGUUGCAGCCUGGUUGAGGAGGAGAGAAAGGUGGCAGGCGUGUCUGGGAGAUCCCGAGGAUGCUGCAUUGUCUGUGGACAGAGAUGGACUGUGUGCCCUUCGGGGUUAGGGAUAGAAACAAAUAUUGUGUGCUCUUAUGAUUAAGCUGUGUUUAUGCUGGCUCUUCAGUUCUCUUGGUUUGAAUUUUUUAACAUUUUUUUUCUUUACCACCUUACUUUGUAAGAAUGGGGAGAAAUGCGUACUGGGAAAUUAGUCUUUUUUAAAUUCUGUCUGCCUGCUAGCUUUAAGUAUAUGGUUUGUUGUAAAUUUUCCAAUUCCCAGUAGUGAGAGACAGCACAAUAAAUGUACCUUAUCUCCCUCCACUGAAGGCCAAAACCGCAGAGGCGGGUAAUUUAAGAAUUCUCUUGCCUUCACCAACCCAAGAGGCUGUUUUGUUUUGUUUUGUCUUUUUUAUUAUUAUUAUUAUUAUUGCUACUGACUAAUGAAUUUUUGAAAGAGAAGCAAAAUAGCUGGUUUUCUCCUCUCUGGGGAAAUAGAUUUUAAAUGGCUAAACUACUAGCCCUAAUCUAAUAAAAUCAACUACCACUUUUGUUGAGUCUGACAGGCCGUAUUUUGAUAUGGCCCUUUCUAGAAUGGAGGGUGUUGAAUGGUACAGGGAUGCCAUUGAGUUGAGUGGGCUUGUGAUUGGGGAGGGACUCUGGGAUGUAACUGUCCCUCGGUUAUUAUGCAACAGAUCAGGGCAAAAGAUGGGAUGACAGGUGGGUCACCCAGAAGGAGCUUCUGAGAAAUGAGCUAAUAUGUCUAUGUAAAUACACACACGUUCUUUCUUAAAGGCACAAAGCCUCCUUGCUAAGAGGUCCCUUCAGGCUUUGGUAAGACUGAGACUGACUGAGAUUUUUCUUGGAGCUUGGAUAACAUGACAGCCAAGCUCUGGAAACCCAGCCCCCUCCCAAGGGUGCCGCUUUCUCAAGAUAAAAACUGUGACAGGAAAGAAUUGCUAAUAAAUGUUUCUGAGCUGCCUGUGUUUUCACUGGGUCAAGUGACUAGACUCAUAAGCCUGCCACAGACACAGCAGGCACCAACAGCUCAGAUUUUAGGGAAACUGAAGGCAAGGCUUUGGCCAAAAUUCUGAGACCCUAAUCACAUUAUGUUCCUCCAAACUUCCCAACAUACUGUUAACAGCAUCUGUGCAGAGAUGUGUAUGUAUUUAGUUCAGGUUGACUUGUGUCCUUAUUAAAAAAAAAAAACAAACAUAAAAAAAAACAAAAAACAAAAACAAAAACAAAAAAAAAAACAACCCUUACUCGAAUGAUUUGAACCUUUAUGUGACUGACUGGGAUAUUUCCCAGAGCUAUAAGCAUGGCCGCCUACGGUAUCCAGGUGUUGCAAAACGGUAUCUGUGCUGUGCUUCCUGUUUUAACCUACCUCGUUUUGUUUGUUUUUGUUUCUCUGUUCAUCACAGCGGUGUUAUAUCCAGGAGACAUAUAGAGAGCUCAACUGGCAAUCUCAGCUGUAUUGAAUAUUUUCAAAACAGUAGUUGACCAAAUUGUUCUUUAAAAUUGGAGGGAGAAAAAAAAUCUCCAAUGACAAAAAUCUAAUGCAGUUUGUUUUUAAAGAAUGCAAUUACUGUAAAUGGAUCAAAAAAAGAAAGACAGAAACUGUGAUUCUACUGAUUUUUGCCUAAACAAAUGAGCAGCUUAUGUACUAUAAAUGAGAACGAAACACAUGGUAGGAAAAUGGUACUUUUUUAAUCUGGUGGUUUGGCCAAAGGGGAUGAGAAAGGGAAAGUAUUCUGAGCUCUGGACUAGGUGAUUCUGUAACCCCUGAAGGUGAUUGUUGUUUGCAGUUAUCUGACGAAGGUAACACGCAGGGAUGCAAUGAGGGUGGUCUUCAGGCGAUCACCACGGUGUGCCCAUCACGGUCCCUCUAGCUCUCAAAAGCAAUGAAAUCCUCCCGUUCUCAUUUUUACUGCUGGGGUUAUGCUGCCAGACAACACUGUCUUCUUCAAAUUCCAUGGGACAAAUUCAGCAAUAGCUCUGGGUUGAAUUCAGCAACUACUGUAAUUGGAUGCUGACGUGGACAAAAAUAAUACGAAUGUGUCUCCAAAUGUGAUUGCCACCAGGCUCUUUAUAUUGCUGCUGUGAUAGUUCGAACCAGAGGCUUCCUUAAAUUAUGUUGCAAACUGAUCUUUGUUUUUAUGUUUUGUUUUGUUUUGUUCUUAUUUCUAAGCGAUACAUCUAAAACACACAGCUUUAAAUGAUUUUUUUAUUGUGGGACUUUGGGUACAGUUAAGAAAUAAAAGGGAAUCAUUGUGUUUAAACAUAAGGUAGUUUGUGAAUGUAUUUUUUAAAAUCUAGAUUCAUUGGAACAAAAAAAUCAUAAGAAAACAUACUAAUGCCGUCUUGUUUACAGUAUGUACAGUGACAUAACAUGACAUGAGCUUUUUCUGGUGCCAACAAAAUAAAACACAGACGUUAAACAUCAA